CUGUCACCGCCCCCAGGCCCCGCCGCCGUCCCAAGAUGGCGGCGCCCGCGGCCGCCUUGGCGCUGAGGGCAGCGCCCCGUGGCAUCCCCAUCCUUGGCCACAUCCCCGUCCUCACUGCCACCUGCCACCUCCACACCACCCCUGCCUGCCUCAAGACGCGGGCGGCGCGGGUGCGCGUGGGGAAAGGGGACAAGCCCAUCACCUACGAGAAGGCACACCCACCCCACUACAUCGCCCACCGCAAGGGCUGGCUGUCCUCGCACACCGGAAACCUGGAUGGGGAGUUCGGGGCGGCGGAGAGGACGGUGGAGGACGUCUUCUUGCGCAAAUUCUUCCACGGCACCUUCCCCGGGUGCUUGGCCGACGAGGUGGUGCUGAAGCGGCGCGCCAACACCCUGGUGGGCUGCCUGCUGCUGCUGCCCCACCUGGCCCCCGCUAAGCUCUGCUUCCUGGUGGGCUACGCCGAGACCCUCCUCUCGCACCUCUACAAGUGCCCCGUCCGCCUCGAGGUGCAGACGGUGCCCGCCAAGGUGGUCUACAAGUGGCUGUAGGGCCCGCCGGGGGGCUCGGAGUGGGUUUGGGGGCGGUGAGGAGCAAUAAAACGAGGCUUCGUGCCCC
Molecule: messenger RNA, 618 nt
Organism: Cygnus olor (mute swan)
Lineage: Eukaryota; Metazoa; Chordata; Aves; Anseriformes; Anatidae
Gene: MRPS24
Product: mitochondrial ribosomal protein S24
Exons: 4
Coding region: 36-551 (171 amino acids)
Biological process (GO): translation
Cellular component (GO): mitochondrion
Source: RefSeq, a predicted model, not a curated record